AUGUCAAUGCUGCAGUUGCUGAAGAGGGUUGCACAGUAUUCAAGUUAUAGCGGUGACACGAAUCAGGGUUCAUAUCAGCAUGGUGGCUCAAGUUCAAGUGAUGAGGGUUUCGGCGAUGGAAUAGAGUCAAGUACUACAUCGACUCGGAAUUAUGAUGAAGGUGAAAAUGCCAGAGCCAGUAUCACUACAACGAACGCAGCAACAGCACCAGCAACCUUCAACUCAGAUCUUUUGAAUCCAGCAGACUCAUCCUCAACUUCCGGCACUCCAGACUAUACUAUAUCACCAUCGACAAACACUGCAACUGCGACUGCGACUGCAACUACGACCUCAAGUUCCAUGUCUACAUCAACAACCACAGCCGCCGUUCAUUCGUCAGGAGGACUAUCAACAACGACAAAACUUGCCAUUGCAAUUCCAGUCGCAGUUGUCGGUGCCUUGAUCAUCCUGAGCAUAAUAUUCUUCUUUUUACGUCGCCGUCGUCAGCAACGAAAUACCAUCAACGCUGCAGGCUACGAAGUGGCUAAAGACCAACCUCAUGUUGUCUCAACAUCACAGCUUAUGAUUGCCGUACCAACAAGAGAAUCAAGACCUCAACCGGAACCGAGUCUCCCCCGUUUUCCGAUGUUAGAUGUUCCGGAUAGUCGAGAUGGCGAAAUAAGUCCGGGUACUUCGACGACAGACCAUACGUCAGGACAUGAAAUGGGAUUUGGAAUGGCGCUCUCAAACAAUCCUCGCUCUAGUACAACAGAACAGGAUCUCCGAGGUAUUAGUCGCUCUGCUUCGCCGGCUAAUGCUGUGGAAUCACAACUCCGGGCUCGAAAUGGUACAAGAGAGGAUGAUGCUGUCUCUUUGGUUUCAGAUUAUCAUGACCAGAAUGGUACCCAUGAACAUGAUUAUGAUGAUUUGUCUUCUGUCUCGUCUUUUGGUGGUGUUAGCUCGCGGCUGAAUGAUCACCAGCAUCCAUUUUCAUGA
Messenger RNA from Penicillium malachiteum, 975 nucleotides. RefSeq lists its product as uncharacterized. The transcript has a single exon. The record is from RefSeq and is a predicted model, not a curated record. NCBI's taxonomy places the organism in Eukaryota, Fungi, Ascomycota, Eurotiomycetes, Eurotiales, Aspergillaceae. The coding region runs from base 1 to 975 and encodes 324 amino acids.